CGUUUUGGCCAAAGGCGGCCUUUUGGGUAUUUUUGAAUUUGCGAGCUAGCUGCUAGCACACGGCUAGGGUCGACAACAUUUGUAAACUUUGUUAAAGGCCAUGGCCUCUUAUUAUAGUAUUUUACAGGACACGAACCGACGGUUGGAAUCUCCUGCAAAGGUGUUUGCUAAGCUCAAAGCUAAAGUGCAGAGAGAUUUGAUGAGCGCGAAGAAGGACGUUUCCCCCGACGACGAUGCGCUGCGUAACGUUAGAGAGGAGUAUGGAGCAGACUGUAACUCGCCCAGGACGAGAAGCGGGGGCAUCUGGAUGGUUAAUACUUCCACAGAAAACCACAGGUUUGACUCUCAUCUCGUUGAAGUGCAGCCUGUGACGCUGUCGCCUAUGGCAAGUCCUCAGAAAUCCUUCGGACACUCAUUUGUAGUCACUGGUAACAAACGCGUGGACAAUAUGCGCCCUGCGAUAGAAUGUGGGGACACUUUUAUAUCAAGACUGAGAAACGGUCCUCUCCUCGAGUCGACAGCAAUGUGCGUCCCCGUGUCAUCAGUUAACAGAGAGCAGAACGUCUCACAACCAACUGAGAUCAGAGACUCUGAUGGUUGCAAAAUUACCAGGACACCAAUGAAAAUACCACCAGCGCUAAACGAUCGUGCGAGGAACGUGUUCGCGAUUGAAUCCGCUGUUCAAAGCCUACACAUGUCUCCGGCUAAGCUGUAUUCCCCAAUGAAGGACAGGUUGAGGAAGAGAAAGGCAGAUCAGGGCUUCAACAGAGUAAGCAGCAGUACAAAGGAGGUCAAUGCUGAAGUAGAAAGUCAGACACGACGGUGUAUGAGGUCCCCUGUCCUCAGCGAUGAGGAUACUGUCCAGAGCACGGGCCCGGAGAAGGUGGGAGGUGUCAGAGGAUGCCCCACUGACCUCCUGUCCUCUCCAAGAGUCAUCCUUGAAAAACGUUGCGCUAAUCCAAUGAUGUCUCCAGCCAAAGUUUUUCAGUAUAUGAAGGAGCGGGAAAAUAAACGGAUGCAGCAGGACGUUCAUAAAGUAACCAGCAGCAAAAAGGAACUUUUUUAUGGGGAUCAGAGAAGGAGCGAGAUGUGUCACUCACAAGUUUCAGAACUGGUGAUUCCCCUGAAACGCUGCAGAGUCGAAACAGCUGACAGCUCAUCACAGCCCUCGGAGGACGACGCGGCCCCUGAUGUGCAGGUCGCACCCGUUUUGCUGGACGACCCACUUCUGCUUGAUUCACCUUGCAUCUCCAUCCCCAGGAAGCGCCAGGCUGUGGUGAAGCCCAAAAAAGUGCCCCUGUUUGAAAAAACCCCAAAUGAGAGUGUUAUAUAUCUGAAACACUGGUUCCUGAGGAAAAACCCAAUGGGUCUGUUUGUUGAUGGAAUCCACAGGGAGGAGAAUAUACAAUGGAACAGCAACAUCAUUAUAAAGAGGUUGUCAGAGUCUGCGGUGGAGACCAAGUCUGGCAGAGUUUACUUCUUAGUUGGCAAGAUGAAGAUGGAUAUUGACUCUGGGUUCCCCAGGUGGUUUUUAAAGGAAUUUGUUAAUGGAUUUCCUCCAAACUGGAAAGCACUUUAUCAGAAGUUUCUGUCAGAGUCAAGGGACAGAGAGACCAAGAAGAACAGUGAGGGAAGAAACAGCAUAGUCAAAGCAGCCUCCCUCAGCGUGUCUCUACAGAGAAAUAGGCAAGGCCCUUGUAAGACACCUUCAUGUCCUCCACCCUCUGCGAUAAAAGUGUCUCGAAGUGGACGGACGAUCAAGCCACCUUUGGAGUACUGGAAAGGAGGGAGAGUCAUUCUGGAUGCACACAUGAAUGUUACCAUUCAUGAAUGUUAUAACACCUCCAUCUGCGUUCCUGAAGUCACCACCACAGUGUCUGCCAGUAAGUCACAUAAGCUACCCUGCACUGAAGGCCGCACACAGUGUAAGUCAGCCAGUGAAGAAGAGGCAUCAGCACCACUUAGAAAGGUCAAGGCUUCACGCCGCAAACGCAACCAAGCCAAUGCAGACAUUGAAGAAAGUGCACCUGAACCUUUUCUUCAAAAGCCACGAGAGUCUGAAAAGUCUUCAAAACGCAGGUCAAAUAAACCAGAGCUUGACACCAACAGGGGUUCAGUGAGAGAAAGAAAACAGAGAGUCACCUCGCCCCCCGAGUCUAUCACUAGUAAGGAUAAAAUAAUUCAAGAUCAAUCAUCAGAUGAGGAAUUAACAAUAAAGAGGAAUAUACAACAGAAAGGACAGAACAGAUGGAGAAGGGUUCAACAGAACCACAUGCUCCUGUCCAGCGAGUCAUCAGAGGUUUCUGACGUGAGUGCAAAGAAAAAACAGAAGAAAACCAGAUUAACAAAAACUAGUGGUGCUGCACAAACACAGAAUAGAUGCAGGAAAAGGUCACCUCCCACCAGGCCUUUACUCAAAUCAACACAAUCCAGCAGGAAGGUCAAGGCAAAUAAAGGCAAUACGAUUGAGACCCUACAUCCUGUGGAGCAUUCUUUCAAUACAAGAUCCAGGCAAACGUGUCCAGCUACUGAACGAAUGUUUCAUUUGAACCCUGUUCUUCUAAAUCAACAAGAGUCUGAAACGGCUUCGACAUGCAGGUCAAAUAAACCAGAGCAUGACACCAACAGGCGUUCACUGAGGGAAAGAAAACAGACUGUCACCUCGUCCCCCGAGUCUCUCACCAGUAAUGAUGACACAAUUCAAGAACAAUCAUCAGAUGAGGAAUUAAGUGUAAAGAGAAAUAUUCAACCGAAAGGACAGAACAGACAGAGAAAGGGGAGGCUUCAGCAGAACCACAUGCUCCUGUCCAGCGAUUCAUCAGAGGUUUCUGACGCGAGUGCGAAGAAAACCAGAUUAAGAAAAACCAGUGGCGCUGCACAAACACACAAGAGUUGCAGCAAAAAGUCACCAGCCACAAAACCUUUACUCAAAUCAACACAGUCCAGCAAGAAAGACAAGGCAAAUAAAGGCCAUACUGCCGCUUCACGAGGGCAAGAUGAAGACGAGUGGACAGAGGCAGAGCUUGUAAAGCUUAAUGAGGCUGUGUCUUACUACCCCAAGCACAUGACAGGUUACUGGGAAAAAGUGGCAGCGAUGGUGGGAACACGCUCUGCAGCGGAGUGUCAUCACCAGCACACAUAUCAAGGAACAUCACAGACUCCCGCUAAAAAAGCCAGGAAACCUAGAAAGGAAAAGGCAGAAGCACCAAAACAUCCAGCUACAGAUCAACCUGCGAUAUCUGCCCGAGCUGGAACCUUAAAGAGGAAGCAGCAGGUGCGUCAGUUCCUGGAGGCCAUGCCCAAAGAGGAUGUUGAUGACGUUUUCACCUCUGCGUACAUGCAGAACAAACGUUUUGAGAUGCCCUCGAUGUGUCCAAGUGAUGACUACGACUUUGCAAUGUCCGACCUUGAGCCUCAGACCCCUGUGGCCAAGUUAAUCCCUGAUGUGAAGACUCCUCAGUGUCUGCACAUUACUCCGGGCAUGAUGGGCUCUCCAAACAGUAACAACGAUGACAAGUAUGUCUAUCAUCUACAGAAGAGGAUGAAAAAAAAUCAGUUCAAUGUUUGCAAACGGGCUCAGCCUUUAAAGCGCUUUACACCCACGCCCACAGUUAAACGAACUAUGAAAAGAUGUAGUAACACAGAAAACAGCUUUGUUGUUUGGGAGAUGUUCCCAGGAAACGAAGGCCCUCUGUCUGAAAGUGAGGAGGAUUUCUACUUCUCAGAAAACGACUGAUUGUCGUAGGAGAGGAAAUUUUAUAUCAUAUGAAAAAAAGUAAAAUUAUUCACGGGGAUUUUUAUUAACUGAAACAAAUGGAAUUGUCUUUGUAACAGCUGCAGUUGUCCUAUGUGGUAUAAACACUUUGGGAUUGAAAAUAUAUGCUGAAUAUUGAAUAAUUGUUCAACAAGACAUGACACUGACCUGUUUCUUUGUCUUACAGUGUUCCAAUUGUAAAUAUAUAUAUAUAUUUUUAAACAUUUCCCAGUCAGAUGUUGCAACUAUUUUAAAUAAACGUUUUUUUCUGUA
Betta splendens (Siamese fighting fish) is the source of this 4027-nucleotide messenger RNA. It is a transcript of the gene mis18bp1, whose product is annotated as MIS18 binding protein 1. The transcript is spliced from 16 exons. The coding region runs from base 101 to 3736 and encodes 1211 amino acids. Lineage: Eukaryota; Metazoa; Chordata; Actinopteri; Anabantiformes; Osphronemidae. The record is from RefSeq and is a predicted model, not a curated record.